GGAAUGAAAAAAUUGGCUUGAAUCCUGUGAAUGUGGGCGAUCUAAAGCUUGUUUUAGAGGAAGAUGGGACUGAGGUGGAUCAGGAUUAUCUACCAUUUAUAGAGGCUAACACAAUAUUGAUGCUUCUAUCCACAAAUGAACUAUGGAGUGAUCGAAAAGGUUUCAACAUAUUUUUUAAUUAUGUUGUAUUAGUAUAUUUUAUCAAAUAAUUUAUCAAAUUACUUCCUCAAAUUUGCUGCCAUCAACCACAAAAUAGAUGGUUUGGUUUAGUUGAUAGUGUUGAUGUUUUGAUUGCAUUUUUUCUCAUGUGUUUAUAUACUUUUAUAUGAUAUUUAAUUUAGGAAUGUCAGCAGUCAAUCAAUCUGGACAAAAGGAAAAUAUUGCAGAAUCAUUAAAUCGACCAACACAAUAUACAUUAACUUCUAACCUAACCCUUGGCAACCCAAUAAUGGUAGGUAAUCUCAUUUUAAUAUAAUGUACAAACAUUUCUGGUCAUUAAAUGCUGUCAUCUUCAAUUUUGCAGGAUGACAUAGCUACCUCUACGACCAACACUAUGGGUGAUAUCAAAGAGCAAUAAAAAAUUUUUGGACGAGAACCAAACCCUAAGAAGCUCACAAAAUGGCAAGAAGCUGUUAAUGAUGAAGCAGCCAAACUUGUUCGUAAUGACCCAAUGCUUGUUCAAAAUAGAGGUGAUCAACAAAAUUUCGAAAUUUGGUCUUACAUAUACUGCACUGCAAUGCACUGCACUGCACUGUACUGUAAAUAGAUGAUAACGAGAUAAAUGAAUAACAAAAUGAGAUAAUUUAACUUGCUCUAAAAUAUGCGUAAGAAAUUCAGGAAAUUGGGUCUUGGCUAGAUGUUCUUUAGCCCACAAACUGGUAAUGAUUCAAAGUAUUAUUUUGCGCUGUCUAACACCAGAUGAUUGUAAUAAUCAGUGGAAACAUACUGCAAGUGUCUCCUGCUAUUGUUGCUAACCCAUUAACUGACAAUGAGCCAAAAUUUACCUACACUAGUGUAUUAUUCUGUCUAAUGUGCCAGUGAUAUUACUUCUCAGUGAAAGAGUACUGACAUUUUAUGGUUAUUUAAAAUUGUCCUUUUGAAUGUAGAUGAAUUAGUUAUUUUUCUACACAUAAUUAAUCGUUUGAAAAUUGGAACUAUGACUGUACCUUAUCAAAUCAUUCUCCAUUUAAUUAGGCAAGCUCUUAGACAAAGCAAAAGAAACCACCGUCAUUUCUCAAGGCUAUGAAUUUGUCAAGGGUAAGUCAAGAGCAAGAUCCCUGAGUGAUAUUGACAGUGGUAAGUAAGGAAAGUAAAAGAAAAAAGACAGGUAAAGAUGAAUAAGCAAAAGAAAUUCAGAAUACUUCUGACAUUCUAAAAAAUAUCCAAGAACAAAUUGAAAUUAAGCAACUGCGUAAACAAAAGUUGGCGAGAUGGGAAAGCUGAUGAAUGAGAAAAAGAUCUUGGAGAAACAGCUUAAGCAUAUGGAAAAGAAAGAAGCAAAAUCGAAGUGGUACUAUAACAAAAAGGGAAGCGAAAAAAGAAAGAGUGGAGAAAGCAAACAGAAAGGCAAGAGAAAAUCAUUUCAGAUUGUAAAAAUGUUCAAAAAUGCUAGUGAUAUAUUUCUGAACACACUCUUACCAGCACGUCUGACUCAAAUGAGUCAUUUGACACCCUUAUUGUGAGCUCAGAUGAAACUGAAGGUGAAAUUGAAGCGGCAGCCAACAUCCCAUGUUUAAUACAUACUAUGCCAACUUUCGUUGCUUCUCAGCGUUUGAUUUUCGAAAAAAGUCAAAAAGUCAACCUUCUGUAGAAGAAGCAGAAGAUCAUUCCCCAGAUUUGUUUAGCCAGCAAGAAGAAACAGGAAACCAGACCCCAGAUAUGUUUAGCCAGCAAGAAGAAACAGGAAACCAGUCGCCAGAUAUGUUUAGCCAGCAAGAAGAAACAGGAAACCAGUCGCCAGAUAUGUUUAGUCAGCAAGAAGAAAUGUGA
Molecule: messenger RNA, 1989 nt
Organism: Paramuricea clavata
Lineage: Eukaryota; Metazoa; Cnidaria; Anthozoa; Malacalcyonacea; Plexauridae
Source: the annotation of a GenBank genome assembly